AUGGCCGGUGUUGUCAGCAAUCAAGCUUGGGUUCACAACCCCCCAUUGGAGCGCAUACCGGUUGCUAUAUUGAACCGCAUAGUUUCUGAGUGUCAUCUGGAUAUCCUGAAUCAUGGCCCGGGGGCCAACCACGCCAUUCUUCGGCUGAUGUUCCGGCACCCGCAAGCAGUAGCAUCUCAGCAUGCACCUGCUGGGACAACAGGUGUGAAGGUCGAUCUGGCAGUCAAUGGCCGAAUAGUACCGGGCCCAAUUGCAAGUGAGCUUGCUGUUAAGACUUUCACCUAUAUAGGUCCGAAUAUACACGCUUCUCACUCUGCCGAGAUACUUGUUGUGGGUGAAAAGAGAGUCAACGACUUUCUAAAGGUGCUAGAAAGUGCUAAAUUGCUUCCCUGUUCGUUUGAUUAUGUCCUCCCCGAUGCCGUCGGGUGCAGAGAUUUUAUAUCACAGUACAUAUUUCAGCUCGAAAUGGCCAAGGUUUUGAGAAUACCUGCUCUCUCAGAUCUCUACAAAUGCUUCAAUUUCCGUUACCCAGCACCGGGAGUUUCGGGAAAGGUCGCGAGUCCGGUACCCAGGGCCCUGUUUGGAAAUGCCGCUUUUGUGCACAUUGCAGUCCCGGGAGUGUUAUACGUGCCGGCCCCUGGCCCGGCUCCUCCUGCUGCCCUGGCUCCUGCUCCUGCCCCCGCUCCUCCUCCUCCGGCUCCUGUGAAGAAGGUUCCUGGGAAGAAGGGAGCGGGGAAAGGAAAGAAAAAGGGGCCAUGA
Molecule: messenger RNA, 759 nt
Organism: Penicillium brevicompactum
Lineage: Eukaryota; Fungi; Ascomycota; Eurotiomycetes; Eurotiales; Aspergillaceae
Exons: 2
Coding region: 1-759 (252 amino acids)
Source: RefSeq, a predicted model, not a curated record